ACGAUAGGAGAGAUCGCAACCGAGCCAAAGCCGUAUCAAAACCGCAUUGCGUGUUGGUGCUGAUAAAAUCGAAACGGCUGCGCGCCGAUCGAGCGAUCCCUCCUCCUCCUCCCCUCCAGACCUCCUCAUCACCCUGAGUCCCUGACUGACCUCGUCGUCUCCUCCAAUAAUCCAGGUCGCCCCCGUCCGUGUCCCAGUCAAUCGCGUCCGCGCUCACGCACCGCGUGGCGGCCACGAUCGGGGGGCUCCCGCUAUAUCUGCGGGGCCACGGCGCUUUUCCUCGAGCGAUCCUCUUUCCGGGGGGGUUCGCUUGUUGCGACCGAGCGCGCGGGCGAGAGCCGAUAGCUAGCUACUAGUAGCCGCCGCCCGAAGGCCAGAGUCCCCCGUGUGGGUCAUCUGUGAGGGUUUUGAGGUGGGAGAGGCUCGUUCGGUCGAUGGCGAUGGCGGCGGCGCCCGCGGUGUCGCCGGGGACGGUGCCGCUGGGCGUGCUGCUGCGGCGGGAGGUGACCAAGGAGCGGAUGGAGCGCCCCGACGUGCUGUGCGGGGAGGCCAGCCGCAGCCGCAAGGGCGAGGACUUCACGCUGCUCCGCGCCGACGCCGGCCGCCGCGUCGCCGGGGACCCGUCCACCUCCUUCUCCGUCUUCGCGCUGUUUGAUGGGCACAACGGAUCUGGAGCUGCCAUAUACGCGAAGGAGAAUCUGCUGCACAAUGUCUUGCGUGCCAUUCCUACGUGCUUGAGCAGAGAUGAGUGGCUUGCAGUGCUCCCACGUGCGCUUGUUGCAGCGUUUGUCAAGACGGAUAAAGAUUUCCAGAGGCUAGCCGGAACUUCUGGUACAACUGUGACAUUUGUGAUUGUAGACGAGUGGGUUGUAACGGUAGCAUCUGUUGGUGAUUCACGUUGCAUACUAGAAUCUGCUGAUGGUUCUUUCUACUAUUUAUCUGCUGAUCAUCGUUUCGACUCCAACCCUGAUGAGGUUGAACGAGUAACUGCAUGUGGGAGUAAGGUUGGGAAAAUGGAUAUUGUCGGUGGCCCAGAGGUUGGUCCUCUGAGAUGUUGGCCAGGUGGCUUGUGUCUAUCUAGAUCGAUAGGGGAUUUUGAUGUUGGUGAAUGUAUCAUCCCUGUUCCACAUGUUAAGCAAGUGAAGCUUUCCAAUGCUGGAGGCAGAAUUAUCAUCGCAAGUGAUGGUGUUUGGGACGAUUUGAGUUGUGAAAUGGCUCUUGACUGUUCUCGCGGGUUCCCAUCAGAUGUAGCUGCCAAUCGAAUUGUUAAUGAAGCAAUCCGGCCAAGAGGAAUCAGGGAUGAUACUACUUGCAUCGUAAUUGAUAUACUACCUCCAGAAAAAUUAGCUCCAACUCCUCCUAAGAGGCAGGGGAAAAUUGCGUUCAAUAAUAUGUUUCGCAAAAAAUCUCCAGAUGUGCCCUUUAAAACAGAUAGUGAAUAUGCUGAACCAGACGUGGUGGAAGAAAUAUUUGAAGAUGGCUCUGCAAUGCUUUCUAAAAGGCUAACCACCGGAUAUGCACUUGAGAAAAAUUUUGGGCGCUCUAGUUGUGCAGUUUGUUUGUCACGGUUGAAACCUGGGCAAGGGAUUUCACUGCAUGCCAACCCACUGCAAUAUGGAAAACUACAAGGUUGGCAAGGUCCUUUCCUGUGCCAUGUCUGUCAUGAUAAGAAAGAGGCAAUGGAGGGUAAACGAAGACGAAAAGAUUCUUCACCAACUGUCUUUGGUCACAUGUGCUAGGCCUGCCUAAUUGCCGGAACCAUUAUUUCGGACCACUAAAGAUUCUUUUAUUCAUAGCUGGAACCCCAGUAGUCAGCCCAUAACAAUUCUUUGGCUAGAAUUGACCGUUUCAGUCGAGAAAUUCAACGUAUUUUUGACAAACAGCCUGGAGAUUUAUUCAUUUGUUGGACUAGCAUAGGAAAACCCAUCUUGUUUUUCAAAAGACCACGGCUGUGUUCAGUUCAGCACAAGCUGAAAGCUGCUUCUACGGCUUCUCACUGUACAGAGGUCGUUGUCCUUGUAUAUAGAGCUCUGAAUGAUCAUUGGUCUUCUUGUAAUUUGUUGACGCCAGUUCACUGACGACGCCCGAGAAAAAUGAUUAGCCUAGCGAGGAGUCUCUUUCGAGAUCCACUGGUGAUUGUUUAAGUGAGUGCUCUAAUAAGCUUUGGAUUCUGUUGAUCGAUGA
Setaria italica (foxtail millet) is the source of this 2184-nucleotide messenger RNA. RefSeq names its product probable protein phosphatase 2C 69. The record is from RefSeq and is a predicted model, not a curated record. The transcript is spliced from 9 exons. Gene Ontology annotation, biological process: protein dephosphorylation. The coding region runs from base 435 to 1739 and encodes 434 amino acids. Gene Ontology annotation, molecular function: protein serine/threonine phosphatase activity. NCBI's taxonomy places the organism in Eukaryota, Viridiplantae, Streptophyta, Magnoliopsida, Poales, Poaceae.